This is a messenger RNA of Colletotrichum phormii, 708 nucleotides long. RefSeq lists its product as uncharacterized. NCBI's taxonomy places the organism in Eukaryota, Fungi, Ascomycota, Sordariomycetes, Glomerellales, Glomerellaceae. Bases 289 to 564 code for a protein of 91 amino acids. The record is from RefSeq and is a predicted model, not a curated record. The transcript has a single exon.
GAUGUCUAGAGGGUCUUGCUCUAUGUGUGGUUCCGGACGUAGGAGCUACCGGACGACAGGAGACCGCCGUACCGGCUCACCGAGAGGCAGUACGAUGCGUAGGACGAGUUCGAACAAUUAGCCAAGGCCGUGGUAGAAGGGGACUCCGACACUACGUCGGAUACGCUCCGGCCGGUAGCACUUAAAAUGCUCGUUAGCAUGCUGGACCACCAGCUUAAGAGAGGGCAGUACGAGAACGCGAUAGUGAGCACGCUCGCUAUAAUAGGCAUCCGGGCCGACGGUGGCUAGAUGGAUAUUACCGACUAUACAACAAAGUAUUCGGCGAUCAUUAAAGUAGCACGUAUGUUAGUCGUUUAUAAGGCAUAUACGCAGAGGCAAUACGAUGUCGCUCGUCAGGCCGCUACGACGGACGAGGGGGCGGCCGAUGAUGGCAUAGAGAGUCUCUUUGUCUACGUCCGUCGCAUGGUACAGAGGUUCAUGAUGCGUACGCCCGGGGCCCCCCAAGCCGAGCCAACACCGAUGGAUUGGAUUCUCGAGACGCGGACGUAUGGCAUGCACAUAUAGUAUAACACGCCGGUAGACGGCGUAAUCGACUGGGUAGGCGACCGCAUAUCGUAUCGGUGCGUACGGUUUACCAUGGACCAGUUAUCGGAUAUGCUCCACGGCGUCGUCGACGAGGCCAGGCUGCUAUUAGCGCAGCUCACGAUG